Molecule: messenger RNA, 3515 nt
Organism: Pogonomyrmex barbatus (red harvester ant)
Lineage: Eukaryota; Metazoa; Arthropoda; Insecta; Hymenoptera; Formicidae
Gene: ncm
Product: pre-mRNA-splicing factor nucampholin
Biological process (GO): mRNA splicing, via spliceosome
Cellular component (GO): catalytic step 2 spliceosome
Molecular function (GO): RNA binding; protein binding
Source: RefSeq, a predicted model, not a curated record
CUCAGCCGCGGCAUGGUUACAAAAAAAUGAAUGUUUGGUUAUGUUUUCCGAGCGCCUAGAAAAGAAUUUAAAUCGAAGCUUAGUGUAACUGCGGCGUGCGACAGACGAGCGGAGAUCCGCGGAGCACCACGGAAAUCGAAAUUUGAGGUUAUACGAGGAUAGAAUGAAGAGAUCGCACUCGCGAAGAGACGAGGAGGAGAGCGAGGAACGUCAUCGCAAGCACAGGGAUCACAAACGCGGCGACGAUCACAAGGAAUCCAGGCACAAUGGCGAUCGCAAGAGUUCCAAGUAUCGCGAUGAUCACAGGAGUUCCGGACGCGACGACGAGCACAGGAGCUCCAGAUGGGACGACGAGCAUCGCGGUUCCAGGCGCGACGAUCACAGGAAUCACAGGUAUAACGACGAUCGCGGGGAUUCCAGGGAUAGCAAUGGCGAAUCGAGAGAGAAACGGACCUCGCCACGGGAAGAGAUCGGCAGCAGGUACUAUGGUGAACCGGACAAACCGCGAGAGAAUCCGGAAGACACCAAGCAAAAGCGAACAGUGGAUCUUCUGACCUCGAGGACGGGAGGCGCGUAUAUACCACCCGCCAAACUGCGUAUGCUCCAGGCGGAGAUUACAGACAAAUCGGGAGCUGCUUAUCAGCGCAUUGCGUGGGAAGCAUUGAAAAAGUCCAUCCAUGGGUAUAUCAAUAAGGUCAACACUAGCAAUAUUGGGAUUAUAACGCGGGAGCUACUGCGUGAGAAUAUCGUCCGCGGUAGAGGUUUAUUGGCGCGGUCCAUCAUUCAGGCGCAAGCUGCAUCUCCGACAUUUACUCCAGUUUACGCAGCACUGACAGCCAUAAUCAAUUCCAAAUUCCCUAACAUAGGUGAGCUAGUAUUGAAGCGACUGGUAUUGCAAUUCAAACGUGGAUUUAAAAGGAACGACAAACCUUUGUGUAUCUCUUCGGGAACUUUUAUAGCACACUUGGUUAAUCAGCGUGUAGCCUAUGAGAUUAUUGCGUUAGAAAUCUUGACUUUGUUACUGGAAACACCGACGGACGAUUCUGUCGAGGUGGCCAUAGCGUUCUUGAAAGAAUGUGGCAUGAAACUAACAGAGGUUUCGCGGAGAGGUAUUGAAGCUAUCUUCGAAAUGUUGAGGAAUAUCCUACAUGAGGGACAGUUGGACAAGCGAGUUCAGUACAUGAUCGAAGUUAUGUUCCAAAUCAGAAAGGAUGGAUUUAAGGAUCACGAGGCUGUACCGGAAGAAUUGGAUCUCGUGGAGGAGGAGAAUCAGAUCACUCAUCUGAUAAGAUUAGAUGACGAGAUGGACGCGCAAGAUAUAUUAAAUGUGUUCAAAUUCGACGCGGACUAUCUCGCUUCUGAGGAGAAAUACAAGCAAUUGUGUAAGGAAAUUCUUGGUUCGGACGUCAGUGACUCGGAGGGCGAUGACGAUGGAGAGGAGGAAAGCUCGGACGAGGAUAGCGGCGCUGAACCAGCCGAGGGAAAGGAAGGAGUGAUACUCGACAAUACGGAAACAAAUCUAACCGCCCUUCGACGAACCAUAUAUUUAACAAUACACUCUUCGCUCGACUUUGAAGAGUGCGCGCACAAGCUGAUGAAGAUGCAGCUAAAACCCGGACAGGAAAUCGAGCUGUGCCACAUGUUCCUGGACUGUUGCGCAGAGAUGCGAACGUAUGAGAAGUUCUUCGGCCUUUUAGCCGGUCGAUUUUGCGCCAUUAAUAAGAUGUAUGUGACACCAUUCGAGCAGAUCUUCAAGGACUCCUAUCACACGAUACAUCGUCUUGAUACCAACAAACUGCGGAAUGUAUCCAAGUUUUUCGCACAUUUACUAUUCACGGAUUCUAUAUCGUGGAGCGUGUUGUCGUGUAUCAAGCUAAACGAGGAGGACACUACUAGUUCCAACAGAAUUUUCAUCAAGAUUUUGUUUCAGGAACUUUCUGAGUAUAUGGGUUUGGCGAAGCUAAAUGAACGGGUUAAAGAUGUGACGUUGCAGGAGGUGUUUGAAGGAUUGUUUCCUAGGGACGAUCCGAAGAACACGCGUUUUGCCAUCAACUUCUUCACAUCUAUCGGUCUAGGUGGUUUAACGGACGACUUGAGAGAACAUUUAAAAUCCCAUCCGAAGCCAAUUGCUGCACCAGUGAUAAAUACCAAGGAAGAUGAACCCUCGAGCUCCGACGAGUCUACCUCGUCAUCCAGCUCGGAUUCGUCUAGUUCAACGUCGACCGAGUCUUCAUCUUCAUCGUCGGAAGAUGAAAUCCCUGCGAAAAAGAGUAAACGAAAAGAAAAAAAAUCUAGGUUGAAAGACAAGGAAAAGAAAUCUAAGAAGAUGCAAAGCAAGAAGAAGAAAGGCAAAACGUCAAAUAAAAAAAUGUGAAAUUUAUAAAUUAUAUAAUAAGUCUUUUUUUUAUAACUUACGCGAUAGAUACUUAUUCUGUACAGAUUACAUUCUACGACUUGCAUUUUACAAACUCUUUAGGAAGUAUAAGCGAGAAUAAUAAAUGAAUACAAUAUUUAUUCUAUUUUGAACUCUAUUAUUCGCUACGAGAUUAUCAGAUCCAUUCACUCUUUUUUUAGCAUGUAUGAAAAACCUAUUUUUGUCGUCUUAUCAUUUAAUUACAUUCUGUGAUAUUUUAACAUUUUCAGAAGAUGACGAAACGCCAAGACGUCAAAUAAUUUUCAAAGAGUUAAUUUAGUCAACGAUCUUUUCCAUUUUCACAACGCAUUAAGGAUACCAGUCGGCGGUAUCCCAGAAGAUGAGUAGCGCGUCAUCGUCAUUGUCGACACCGAUGAGCCUCGUGCCGUCCCUGACAAUGAACACAAGAUGGCAACGAUACCAAGAGCGCGCACGUCGCGGCCGCGCCUCCACGUCGCGUCGUUCGCGGAUGCGUGUGCAGGCAUGCCGCCCCGUACCAAUGUGUGCGUAAUGCGCGGGGAGGUACGCAGGCUAUUUUGACGGGAAGGUCACAUGACUAGACGGCUGUCGGCGUCCGAUUCACACAGAUGCGUGCCGCCGAUCGCGCGUCGUAACCGAGCUAUGCGCGCGACGCGGCCUACGUCGGACGUGCGUGCGCAUGUGUACGUCACGUAUGCAUGAUGCGUGUAUGAAUGUGAAUUUGUAUGUAUGUACAUUCGCACACACCUGCUCUCCUCGAACGUCGCAGCAAGGGACCGCAGGGAUGUGGCUAGGUCGUUGGAGCGAGCGAAGGCAAAGAGAAAUUCGAGUUAACAAAAUUAAAACCAUUAUUGUCUUAUGAUUGUCUUCUUUCCUCUACUAUGUGUUUUAGAUGUACGUGCAGCUUCAAUGAGACUUCUCAGAUGCUUACGUCUUGGAAGUAUGUAAAGUUUCCUGUUUUUUAUUAUCCUUGUCCUGGACCUGAGACCGAGUCCAGGGACAAUAGCUCGCGAGAAAAGUGGAGCAACAUCGAGACAUCCCGAGUGCUCCGAGGCAAGCUUCUUUCUUCUGUAUAAAUGUCAGGUCCACGUUUAUGCGUAUCUCAUAGCUAUAAAAAAAAAAA